GUAAAUACGUGUACGGUGAGCCGUUGUUUUGUUUACUUUACACUUAUUUGAAUUGUAAUCGUUUUUAUGAAGUGUUUGCAAUUUUCGGUUAAACCUAUUCACAUCCAAUUUUCAAGUGAAAUUUAUAGGUAGUCUAAAAUUUGAAAAAUGGAAGAGACAUUCAUGUUGAUAUCUUUGGUGUUGGUUAUGUUGAUAGGAUCGUUUUUAGCAGGAAAUAUACCCCUGUUUUUCGUAUUUUCCGACGAUAGACUGAAGAAGAUAACUGUCUUUGGUGCAGGGCUGUUGAUUGGAACAGCUUUAGCAGUGAUAAUACCAGAAGGAAUCAGAGCUCUGGCUAUAGAAAAACCACACAAUCACACAGCUGAAGAAGAUGAACAUAGCGAUCCUUUUAGCCCUAUUGGAAUAAGUUUAGUACUGGGCUUUAUAUUUAUGCUUCUUAUAGAUCAGAUAUUCCAAAAUAGGAACGAAAAUGUCAACGGCCCUGACAGAAUCAAUACGGCCACCAUUGGUCUAGUGGUACAUGCUGCUGCAGAUGGAAUAGCUUUAGGCGCUGCAGCCACUACAAGUCAGACUGAUGUAGAGAUAAUAGUUUUCCUAGCUAUAAUGUUACACAAGGCUCCAGCAGCUUUCGGACUAGUUACUUACCUGAUGCACUCUGGUGUCGAAAGGACCAAAAUAAGAAAGCACCUAUUGAUAUUUUCAUUGGCGGCUCCAGUGUUAACACUUAUUACAUACUUUGGAAUAGGGCAGGAGUCCAAGGAUACCCUGAAUCAUUUUAAUGCUACUGGUAUUGCUAUGCUCUUUUCGGCCGGUACUUUCCUGUAUGUAGCCACGGUGCAUGUUUUAUCAGAACUUACGCAGAACAAUCAUGAUCAUUCUUCCUACUCAAAACUGCCAACCCUAGAAAACAGCAGACCAUCUUCAGUUUUAAGGCCCAUAGAUUUGGUUAUUUUGGUGCUUGGAUCCCUAACUCCUCUGUUACUCACUCUAGGUCAUCAUCAUCAUUAACUACAUUCAGUUUUUUUUGUCUAGAUUUUCCUAAACCAGUGACACAAUUUGGAGAAAUUGCCUGGUCCCAUUUCUUAUGAAAUUUUCAAUAAUCAAAACAUUGAAGAUGAAAUUGAUAACUUUCAACUCAAAUAUUUUGGGUGGAAACAGACCUAACCUAAAAACAAAAAAUAGCUCAAAUAGUUACCUUCUUUUGGGAUUUUCUCAGUAUACACAUUUUCUAGAUGUGUUCAAAAUAUUUUGGAUAAAUAUCCAGAAUCAAUAUCUAAGAAUAUGAAUUCCAUAAUUACUUAUGUGAAUAUUGAGAUUAUAUAUACAUUUUGAGUUGAUUGAAAACAUACAAAGUUGAAGGGUAGUUCCUCAGUACUUCUUGAUUCCUUUAUAUACUUAGAUGUUCCUAG
Molecule: messenger RNA, 1409 nt
Organism: Harmonia axyridis
Lineage: Eukaryota; Metazoa; Arthropoda; Insecta; Coleoptera; Coccinellidae
Gene: Zip102B
Product: zinc transporter ZIP9-B
Exons: 5
Coding region: 148-1008 (286 amino acids)
Biological process (GO): zinc ion transport; transmembrane transport
Cellular component (GO): membrane
Molecular function (GO): metal ion transmembrane transporter activity
Source: RefSeq, a predicted model, not a curated record